CUUAAAUGAGAGGACAGCAACGAAAAUGGAAUCGAGUUUCGUGGAGGGAAAAGCAUACUAGCAAAGCCAAUACGCGAUCAACAGACCAAACUCAUGAGGCUCGGUAGUACAGCAACAACAUGAUGACAGAACAAUAUAUUUAUUAGUAUCUCAAGGACGUUUGAAAUUCAUCAAGAAUGCGUAUGUUGUAGUAGCGAUCUGUUUUGCUAAGUGGAUCUGGAUCCCUUCCCAUUUCAAUUCAAAAGCGAUUCUUAGACAAGAGCAUUCUUACUUUCAACGUUAACAAGGAAAGUGCUAGUUGAACACGUUGUGUUCGCUCAGUGUUGCAGAAAAAUGGCAGAGGUAGCACUAGCGCCAGGUGCGCGGACUCCGCGUCCGGAAUCUACGACAGCUACCCGCUUCACAUCGGGCGACUGGGUUCAGCGUGAGCUUGAGGGUGCCUGGUUUACGGCUGUGAUUCUCCGUGUGAACCCUUUUGAGGACGAUGCGCUUGAUGUCUAUUACGCCGACGACGGCAACGUAGAAGAAGCCGUUCCAAGCGGAGAAUUGCGACCUGCUGUGUGCUCAUCCGCUAGUAGUUCUUGUCCUCCACCAAGCACAGGCCCGAAGUUUCAUCAAGAAGAUUCAUCAAUAUUAACGGUGCACCCAGACCACGAUGUUGACGCCUCGUGCUCCACGACCGACGCUUCAGAUCAUGGGGAAGUGUCAACAAUGGACGAUGGCCGUAGGACGAGUCUGUAUGUGCAGCGAGGACUUCGGAAACUGUUUCGCGAACGGGGUGAGCAAACGGAAGUCGUGCGCAGCGGCGUGCGUGGAGCAAAGUGGGACGGGAGGGAUAUGACCGAUAAAAACGGCGUCUGUUGGCUCAGCUGUUUUCGUCCCGAGGAUGAGGAUGCGGUACAUUUUUGUGCUAGUCAUAGAUAAAGUGUCAUCCGACAAACAAUCACAUUGCUACAGCUGUUAUCUUCACAAUGAAUUCAUAUUGCUGCUCCGUGCUGUGGCAUGUUGUAACUAUCAAGGAACUUAGAUUUUCCGUUGUAAAUGUUAUGCUUAUUGAGAUUUUUUAUUCCUGAUCUACUUCAGAAUAAAUUCGCAGUCGAGGACAUUAUCUCUACGGAAGAUACCGCUGCCAAUCAUCUAGAGGUACAAGAAGACCAGCUAGAGUCUUCGAUCCUGCAACGUCCUGAGUCAGCAGGCCUGGGCGUUGUGUUCGAUCCAGCGCGAGAUUCGGUGCGACCAAGCAAUCCGUAUUUACGUUCGCGCCUUAAUGAUGUUCCAGGGAUAAGAAAGCCGCAGCAACAUCAAGCCUCCGCGACAACAUCCACGGCGGCAAGUACCAGAUCUUCUACGGCGGGCAGUACCGCAGAGUGCAGCAGUGCAGCAGAGUACGGGGAGAUCAGCAGCAGUGGCGCACCAUCAGUGACAGAUGACGGUGCAGAGCCGGUGUGCGGUCAUGCUCUUAAGGGCAUCCGAAUAUUGAAGAAACGGUCUGAAAUAGCAGGAGAACAACAAGGGCCUAGUUUUCCACACGACGCUACGGUUAGGAUGUAGACGAGGACCACGAGGACAUGUCGACGUCACUGAGUCUGCAUUUGUAGUAAGUGCAGCGGUGGAAAUCAUUGGACGUCUUGUCUUUCCCUAUCAUUUGUAGGUGUGUGAGCUAUUUUUUGCUGCUCAGACGAAUGAAGUCGUUUUCUGGUCGUUCCCCUUCCAUUUUUUGUUGAUACCGGUACAUGGAGAUAGAGACAUGAUCGGCUUCCCCUUUCUUGAUCCAAACUGACAUGACCGUAGUUUCCUACGCAACGUGCAAUCGACGAAUGAAAAGCUUCUUUUGAGUCUAUUGUUGCGAUUCAGACGCUGAGCUUUUUUCUUCUACUGCGAAAAAGACAACUCGUUUGAGGAUAGGGUGAUUUGAAGAUUCUCCCGAAAUGUGCAGCGCUCCUCUCGUGUAAGAAGUAGAGGCGACAAG
This is a messenger RNA of Amoebophrya sp. A25, 1969 nucleotides long. The record is from the annotation of a GenBank genome assembly. Lineage: Eukaryota; Dinophyceae; Syndiniales; Amoebophryaceae.